Molecule: messenger RNA, 3191 nt
Organism: Scophthalmus maximus (turbot)
Lineage: Eukaryota; Metazoa; Chordata; Actinopteri; Pleuronectiformes; Scophthalmidae
Gene: slc37a3
Product: solute carrier family 37 member 3
Exons: 14
Coding region: 301-1809 (502 amino acids)
Biological process (GO): transmembrane transport
Cellular component (GO): endoplasmic reticulum membrane
Molecular function (GO): transmembrane transporter activity
Source: RefSeq, a predicted model, not a curated record
GCUGGUGGCAGCAGCGCGCCGCCGUGCUCUGCGGCCGGUCAAAGCCGUGACACAUGAAUCCACGGUAUAAAGAAAAAAUCUGUCGCCUCACACACAGAGAACAAGCUAGCGGACGAUAACCCCGCGAGCUGAAAGGCGCAGCUUUGUCGUUGUCCUAGUGAUGUGCUUCUCCCAUCUGGCCUAGCGGGACCGUAGCUGCCCCCUCCCCCCCUCUGUCCUGUCGCCGUCCCCUCCACCGACACCGCCUCCUUCCUCGUCCCCUCACCUCCACUCCGCUCCUUCCCUCCAGCCGUCCCUGGGAUGCCUCCCCCGUGCUGUGGCUACCUGUCGCAGUACACCAAUCAUCAUCUGGUUGCCUUCCUCCUCACAUUCUUUAGCUAUGUGUUGCUGCAUGCGUCGCGGAAGACCUUCAGCAACGUGAAAGUGAGCAUCUCGGCCCAGUGGACGCCAUCCAUUCGGAAUGACAGCGAAGCCGCUUUCUCCCCUGGCGAGACGUGGGAGGACAAUCACCUGUUUUCAGAUGAAAAGCAGGCUACUCUGUUCCUAGGCGCUCUGGACUCCAUCUUUCUCUUUUCAUAUGCCGUGGGCCUGUAUUUGAGUGGUGUGAUUGGGGACAGAGUAAACCUGCGCUAUGUGCUCUGCUUCGGCCUGUGUGGCUCUGCCGCAGUGGAGUUUGUGUUUGGCACUCUGACCGAAUGGCUGCACAUCUACAACAUCUACCUGUACUGUGGCCUGUGGGUGCUGAACGGCCUGCUGCAGUCGGCCGUCUGGCCCUGUGUGGUGUCCGUCAUGGGCAACUGGUUCGGCAAGACGGGGCGAGGCUUUGUGUUUGGCCUGUGGAGUGCUUGUGCCUCUGUAGGCAACAUCCUGGGGGCCUUCUUAGCCUCGAGUGUGCUGAAAUAUGGUUAUGAGUACGCCUUCCUGGUGACCUCAGUGGUGCAGUUCGCCGGCGGGGUGGUGGUAUUCUUCGGCCUGCUCACGUCCCCAAAAGAAGUCGGUCUGAGUUGCGAGUCCGAGACUGGCCUCAGCCCGGUGGAGACAGACACCGACAGCCACAGGCCGCUGAUGAGCGACGAGGAGGACGAGCUGGAGGCGGAGGUGUGCGGCGGGCGACACCAGCCGGCUCAGCAGCCGGACGAACCCCUGGGCGAGUCCCCUCAAGCUAUCGGCUUUUGCCAGGCCUUCUGUCUGCCCGGAGUUCUUCCUUAUUCCUUGGCCUAUGCCUGUCUGAAGCUGGUCAACUACUCCUUCUUCUUCUGGCUGCCUUUCUACCUGAGCAACAACUACGGCUGGAAGGAGGCCGAGGCCGACCGCCUGUCUGUGUGGUACGAUGUUGGAGGAAUCAUCGGAGGAACAGUUCAGGGUCUGAUCUCUGACUUCAUGGGCAAGAGGUCUCCGGUAUUGGCAUUCAGUCUGGCCGUGGCGAUGGGAGCGCUGGUGAUGUACAGCCGUUCGCCUAACGACCAGGCGAUCAACGCUGUGCUGCUCGCCGUCACCGGCUUCUUUAUCGGUGGCCCGUCAAACAUCAUCAGCUCAGCCAUAUCCGCCGACCUGGGGAGGCAGGAGGCCCUGAGGGGCAGCCGGGAGGCUCUGGCGACCGUCACCGGUAUAGUGGACGGAACGGGAAGUAUCGGAGCUGCGGGGGGACAGUACCUGGUGUCCCUGAUUGAGAGCAAGCUGGGCUGGACGAGUGUGUUCUACUUCUUCGUCGUCAUGACAGGGGGCAGCAUCGUGUUCAUCACUCCCUUGCUCAUCAGAGAACUGAGCGCCAUGUGGAGAGACAGGCAAGCGCUGCGACGGCAGCUGUGAAAGCUGUGGCAUUGGCCAUCCAUAAACGUCUCUCCCUCCGAUCAGCGACGACGCAGCAGGCCUGCUCAGAAACGGCUACACUUUUAUAGGUGAGUUGUGGGAUGUGCAAAAGCCGGGAUGGUUAAGGGGACAUGAAGGUUUCACAGCCACAACCACUAGCGUACGUGAGCAGGCCUGGGGUCUAUUAUUUUCCAGUCACUAAAACACUAAAAUACAAAUGUUCACCUCCUGUAAUGGAAAUACAAGGAUUACGAGGUGGAGCUGAAGUGCCUGACUAAGCAAAGUCUUGAAAAGGGAACUGGCUCUCAGUAUGUGAAUACAGCCUUCGCUUGGCCGUCACAGAAUGUACUUGUGUAUAUAUUUAAGGGUUUAAAUUAAUUUAAAUAUUUUACAUGUACAUGUGCUCAAGUCAAGUUGAAUGAAUUUGAAUUUUUAAACCAGGAGUUCUCAAUUUAAAGCAAGAAAAGGCCCUUUUAGACCAUUUCAGGGUCAGAAUUGUCUGAAGAAUGUGAAUAAUGUUUUGUAACGUAGACAUGUACUGUCAGCUCUUGUAGAUAUGUAUGAUAUUAUGUUUUUAGUUGAAAUGGUUAAUAUGGCACUCUAGGAUUCUUCCAGAGAUGAGACAAAGUCUUUAAAAAAAGAAGAAGAUUUUUAGAAUACCACUUAGAUUUUAGCCGGGGUUUUAGAAACCACUCGUGUACAGUUUUGUGUAAUCGGGGUUAAAGAAUUAUAAAAUGUAAAAGCCUUUUUCAUCACAGGGACUGGUUCUCUCAAUUCUCACUCGUUUCAGGCACUGGUUUGAUAUAUCAUUCUUUUUUUUCUUUAACUUCUUGUUCACUGUAAUGUCUACACAACUUCUCCAACUUUAGUGUCUUGAGUCACAAAACACACACACAGUCAUUAAGUUCUAACUACUUAUAGUCUUAUGAAGUCACAUUCACUGAUACACAGGGUCAAAAAAUUAUCUUGUUAAUAAUAGACAUUUCUGUUUCUGUUUCUGUUUUUUACCAGCCCCCAUCGAAAAGAUGAUUGUUUUGAUUAAAAAUAUGUAUAAGAGACUAAAAUUGAUAUUUUUCCUUCCGCUGUGGUCGGUAGACACUACAGGUGCAGCUACAUGAAUCAUCAUGUAGUGAUUUUAACAAUCGGGAGCUAAACUUACUCAACGUUGCAAAUGCAACGGAGCUUAAAAUGAGACUUGAACCUCCUGUUAUCGUAGAACCUGAUAAGCAAAUGUAAUAGAAUGUAACUUGAAAAUGUAUCUGUGGUGUAUUUUUUUCUUUUCUUCUUUCUUUUUAAAAAAAUCUGUGUACAUUUCUAAUUUUAACUUAUGUAAAUGCUACCGUUGUAAAUAAAUGCAAAUUACAUUUUGCAAAUCAUGAAUA